Molecule: messenger RNA, 10743 nt
Organism: Phyllostomus hastatus (greater spear-nosed bat)
Lineage: Eukaryota; Metazoa; Chordata; Mammalia; Chiroptera; Phyllostomidae
Gene: LRBA
Product: LPS responsive beige-like anchor protein
Exons: 57
Coding region: 1110-9701 (2863 amino acids)
Biological process (GO): intracellular protein localization
Cellular component (GO): cytosol; membrane
Molecular function (GO): protein kinase binding
Source: RefSeq, a predicted model, not a curated record
AUCUCCGUGGCUCGUAGUGGUCCCUCAGGUGUUCUUCUCCAAGUCCAACAAACACCAUGGCAACGUGGGGCGGGUUCCCUCGGCGCCUGGAGACCCUACGGUAACUACGUGAGCUCUGAGCGUCAGAAUCACCGCUCAGCACUAAGCAAAGCACCUUCCCAGGUUGGGGGAGGAGCCGGCUUUAGGAGGGAAAGGUCUUUCGUCGCUGGGCGGGGAACACACCUGGUACUACUUGAGCACCGCGCCCACUCGGGUGCCUCACAAGUGGUCCUGCCAGCAAGUCCGCGCCCAGCGUCCCCGCCCUACCCAGACCACCCGGCCGCCCGCGCGUCCCCACCUCGCCGCGCGGUUGCCUCCGCCUUCGCUCGCGCACGCGCACGCCGCGCCGGGCAGCUUUCGGGGCUGUCAUGGCGGCGCGGAGCAGCCUCAGUGGGCACCACGACAACCGCGGGAGCCCUGGCGGGGCGAGCUGGGCCAGUAGCACCCUCACCCCCACCAGCAGCCUCAGCCCUGGCGUCCGUAGCCCCAGCCGCGGUUGUUUUUGCAAGGGCUGAUCGCAGGGGUGGGUCGGACCAGGAAGCCGUGGAGUUCUGUGCAGCCGCGGACUCCCGGGGAACGGACUAGGGAAACUUGGAGGCUGCGACCAGGUGCACUGACCUCUCAAUCCCCUUCUCUCCUAGCCGUCUCCGCCAGGCCUCACCGCCCUUCGGGCCACAACACACCUGCCCUACUCUCCCUGAUGAACCUCAGGUGCCCGCGAGGUGCUCCACUCCUCCCCCUGGGCCGAGCGCUGAGAAUAAUCACCGCCCCCUUCCCCCGCCUUUUCCUGCCCCGGAUCUUCGCAGCUACCUCCGUCUCGCGGCUCCCUGGCGCGGGGUGAGGACGAUCCGGAGUAUCUGGGGUUUGGCGUUGUUGUCAGCCUCGGGCAGAGAGAUUGGACAAGUAUUCUCGAAGAGCAGGAGGGCGACGCCAAGGACUUUCCACUUCAACUGCUUUUGGGGGUUCUCCACAACUUGGAAGAGCGACCUUUUUCCUUUUGCGUUGCGUGUGCUUAUUACUAGUGCAGCGAUUGCUGUCCCAUAGUGACUCGAGUUUUCCGUGAACUAGAAAUGGCUAGUGAGGACAAUAAUGUCCCUUCCCCGCCACCAACAGGUGAUGACGGGGGAGGUGGAGGGAAAGGAGAAGAACCCUCAGCUGAAGAGGGUGCAUUGUCCCUGAAACCAGGGCUCCCCAUCAGGGGCAUCAGAAUGAAAUUUGCUGUUUUGACGGGACUGGUUGAAGUUGGAGAAGUAUCCAAUAGGGAUAUUGUGGAAACUGUCUUUAACCUGUUGGUAGGAGGCCAGUUUGACUUGGAGAUGAACUUCAUUAUCCAAGAAGGUGAGAGUAUCAUCUGCAUGGUGGACCUACUGGAAAAAUGUGACACCACUUGCCAAGCGGAAGUUUGGAGCAUGUUUACAGCCAUUCUGAAGAAGAGCAUACGGAAUCUUCAAGUCUGCACCGAGGUUAGCCUCGUCGAGAAAGUGCUUGGGAAAAUCGAAACCGUCGGCAGCAUGAUAGCAGAUCUUUUAGUUGACAUGUUGGGAGUGCUGGCUAGCUAUAAUUUGACAGUUCGAGAACUAAAGCUGUUCUUCAGUAAACUUCAAGGAGAUAAAGGACAAUGGCCUCCACACGCCGGGAAGUUGCUGUCCGUGUUAAAGCACGUGCCUCAGAAGUACGGGCCUGAUGCCUUCUUCAACUUUCCGGGGAAGAGUGCUGCCGCUAUUGCUCUACCUCCCAUAGCCAAGUGGCCAUACCAGAAUGGUUUUACAUUUCACACCUGGCUCAGAAUGGAUCCUGUAAAUAACAUCAAUGUGGACAAGGAUAAACCAUAUUUGUAUUGUUUCAGAACCAGCAAAGGUCUUGGUUAUUCUGCUCACUUUGUCGGGGGCUGUUUGAUUAUAACCUCAAUAAAGUCUAAAGGAAAAGGCUUUCAACAUUGUGUGAAAUUUGAUUUCAAGCCACAAAAGUGGUACAUGGUAACCAUAGUGCACAUUUAUAACCGGUGGAAGAACAGUGAGCUUCGGUGUUAUGUGAAUGGUGAGCUGGCUUCCUAUGGAGAGAUAACGUGGUUUGUCAACACCAGCGAUACCUUUGACAAAUGUUUCCUGGGUUCCUCAGAAACAGCAGAUGCUAAUAGGGUAUUCUGUGGUCAGAUGACUGCCGUUUACCUUUUUAGUGAAGCUCUUAAUGCAGCUCAGAUUUUUGCUAUUUAUCAGCUGGGCCUAGGAUACAAGGGCACAUUUAAAUUCAAAGCAGAAAGUGACCUGUUCCUUGCUGAGCAUCACAAACUUUUAUUGUACGACGGCAAACUCUCUAACGCCAUUGCAUUCACGUACAAUCCACGUGCUACCGAUGCCCAGCUUUGCCUCGAAUCAUCCCCUAAGGACAACCCUUCGAUUUUCGUUCAUUCACCCCAUGCACUCAUGCUCCAGGACGUCAAGGCAGUUUUGACACAUUCCAUCCAAAGUGCUAUGCAUUCAAUUGGAGGAGUACAAGUGCUGUUUCCGCUUUUUGCACAGCUGGAUUACAGGCAGCACUUAUCUGAGGAGGUCGACCUGACUAUAUGUUCAACUUUGCUGGCUUUUAUCAUGGAGUUGUUGAAGAAUUCAAUUGCCAUGCAGGAGCAGAUGCUUGCCUGCAAGGGCUUUUUGGUAAUAGGAUAUAGUCUUGAAAAGUCUUCCAAGUCCCACGUCAGCAGAGCAGUGCUUGAACUUUGCCUUGCGUUUUCAAAAUAUCUGAGUAACCUGCACAAUGGGCUGCCCCUGCUCAAGCAGUUGUGUGAUCACAUUCUUCUUAACCCAGCCAUAUGGAUCCAUACCCCAGCCAAGGUUCAGUUGACACUGUAUACUUACCUGUCCACUGAAUUCAUCGGGACUGUCAACAUAUACAAUACCAUCCGGAGAGUCGGAACGGUGCUUCUCAUCAUGCACACCCUGAAGUACUAUUACUGGGCGGUGAAUCCUCAGGAUCGCAGUGGCAUCACCCCGAAAGGACUAGAUGGACCACGACCUACUCAAAAAGAAAUACUUUCUCUAAGAGCAUUCUUAUUGAUGUUCAUUAAGCAAUUAGUGAUGAGGGAUUCUGGAGUGAAGGAAGAUGAACUACAGGCCAUUCUUAACUACCUGCUCACUAUGCAUGAGGAUGACAAUCUAAUGGAUGUCCUACAGCUGCUUGUUGCGUUAAUGUCAGAGCAUCCUAACUCUAUGAUACCUGCUUUUGACCAAAGGAAUGGGUUACGCGUUAUCUAUAAACUUUUGGCAUCAACAAGCGAAGGAAUCAGAGUGCAAGCUCUCAAGGCAAUGGGCUAUUUUUUAAAGCACCUGGCCCCAAAAAGAAAAGCUGAAGUCAUGCUUGGACAUGGAUUGUUCUCCCUGUUAGCCGAGAGACUCAUGCUUCACACAAAUUUAAUCACCAUGACCACAUACAAUGUCCUGUUUGAGAUUCUCAUAGAACAGAUCUGCACGCAAGUGAUCCAUAAACAGCAUCCAGAUCCUGAUUCUUCAGUAAAGAUACAGAAUCCUCAGAUACUAAAAGUAAUUGCGACCCUGCUUCGAAAUUCUCCGCAGUGCCCGGAGAGCAUGGAAGUGCGCAGAGCCUUUCUUUCUGACAUGAUUAAACUUUUUAAUAACAGUAGAGAAAACAGAAGGAGCUUGCUACAGUGUUCUGUGUGGCAAGAGUGGAUGCUUUCUCUCUGCUUCUUUAAUCCUAAAAAUUCUGAUGAGCAAAAGAUAACGGAAAUGGUAUAUGCCAUAUUCAGAAUCCUGCUUUACCACGCAGUCAAGUAUGAGUGGGGUGGCUGGCGUGUGUGGGUAGACACCUUGUCAAUUACGCAUUCGAAGGUCACCUUUGAAAUACACAAAGAAAACCUUGCUAAUAUAUUUAGAGAACACCAGCAAAAUAUGGGUGAAGAUAUAGGGCAGUGCUCUUCGAGUUCAGUUCAGGCCGUCUCUGGCAUUGGUGGGGAUGUCAGUGUUUCCGGAGGAUCCCCGCAGUCAGAUACGAAGGGUUCUCCUGUGUCUCCUCGUGUCAUCAGAAAUAAUGAUGAAAACUCAAGGACUGAAAAGACAGGUUCAGCAGACUCUGCAUCCAACAUUGAACUGCAAACUCCUAACACGUCUGAUGAAGGAAGGGAACCUGGGCAAGAAAGUCGGGAGUUACUGGAUGAAGUUCCUUUAGAGGAAACAUUGAGAAAUGAAACAAAUAAUGCUGCUGAUUUAGAAUUACCUUCUGACGCAAUAGAAGCAGGGACUGUUUCCUCUGAUACUUUGAAAACAGUUGGCAAAGAUCUGACGGUCAGUGAAGUAACCACUUCAGGAAGUUCUCCUUCAGAAGAGGAUGCUUCAGAGGCUCCAGAGUUACUGGAUAAGUCCACAGUGGAGGAAGAAGACGACGAUGAUUACGUGGAACUGAAGGUAGACUCCAGUCCUGCUGAGGGAGCCAGUCUACCCACAGAGCUUCAGGAGAAUUGUCUGUCUCCAGGUGCAACGGAAGCCGGGGAAAGACUGGCCACGUUCAGUAAUGACCAAAAAUUAGUAUUGCCAGAGGAGGAAACUGUAAGUAAGAAGCAAACUGAUACUGAAACUCAGGAUUCCAAAGAUUCUGGAAUCUUGACUAUGACAGCAUCAGGGUCCUCAGCUACCUCUCCAGACACUGCUGCUUCCCAGGCAGCUGUGCAGUCAGACCCUGCUCAGAUGCUGGAGGGAGGGAAGGAAACCGCUAGCUCGGCCAGAGAAACCGAAGUGGUUAAUCAUGCUCACGGUAAUGCCUGCGAGUCUCCUCCUACUUGUGAGCAGAGGAUUGCCAAGUUGGAUGUUUCCAGUGUUGCCACAGACACUGAGAGACUGGAGUUGAAGGCCAGCAGCAGUGUGGAGGCAUCUCAGCCUCUUCAGCCUGUGCCUGAGACAUUGAGACAACAGGAGCAGUCCGGGCAAGGAGUGGUACCCGAUGCUGUUAGUGGGCAGAGGAGGGAUUCAAGGUCCACUGUGUUUCGUAUUCCCGAGUUCAGAUGGUCUCUAAUGCAUCAGCGUUUGCUCACUGAUCUGCUGUUUUCAAUAGAAACAGACAUACAGAUGUGGAGAAGCCAUUCAACAAAGACAGUUAUGGACUUCGUGAAUAGCAGUGAUAAUGUCAUCUUUGUACACAACACAAUUCAUCUCAUCUCUCAAGUGAUGGACAAUAUGGUCAUGGCUUGUGGGGGGAUACUGCCAUUGCUUUCAGCUGCUACAUCGGCUACACACGAGCUGGAGAAUAUUGAACCUACUCAGGGCCUCUCAAUAGAAGCCUCUGUGACAUUUUUGCAGAGGCUGAUCAGCCUUGUGGAUGUGCUCAUAUUUGCCAGUUCUCUUGGCUUUACUGAAAUAGAAGCUGAAAAAAAUAUGUCAUCUGGAGGAAUUUUGCGGCAGUGUCUCCGACUAGUGUGUGCAGUGGCAGUCCGGAAUUGCUUAGAGUGUCAGCAGCACUCCCAAAUGAAAAUGAGAGGAGAUGCAGCCAAAGGCCAGAAAACAGUGCACAGCCUGAUUCCCACAGGCAAAUCUGCGGCAAAGAGUCCAGUGGAUAUUGUAACCGGUGGCAUAUCUCCGGUGAGAGAUUUUGACAGGCUCCUACAAGACAUGGAUAUUAAUCGGCUUAGGGCAGUUGUCUUCAGAGACAUCGAGGAUAGCAAACAAGCUCAGUUUUUAGCCUUGGCUGUAGUAUACUUUAUCUCUGUUCUUAUGGUCUCGAAGUACAGAGACAUUUUGGAACCUCAGAAUGAAAGGCGUAGCCAGCCAUUUAAGGAAUCUGGUAGUGAGAGUGGGACCUUAUCACUUCCUGAUGUAGAAAACACAACAGCAGCAUCCAGCCCAUUAACUCCAGCGUCAGUGGAAGAAUCGGACAGCACAUCAUCUGUUCGAAGGAGGGACUCCGGCAUCGGGGAGGAAACAGCUGCUGGCGUGGGAAGCAGUGUGGACCUGGCGUCUCCUGCGGCGCCUCUGAGUGUCAGUGCAGGCCCAGAUGCAAUCAGUGAGGUGCUGUGCACUCUCUCUUUGGAAGUCAAUAAAUCUCAGGAAAACAAAAAUGAUGGAGGAAACGAGUUGGAUAACAAGGCCGCACCAUCAGUUCCAGUUUCAAAAAAUGUCAACGUAAAGGACAUUCUCCGCAGCCUGGUUAACAUGCCAGCAGAUGGAGUCACAGUGGACCCUGCCCUCCUGCCACCACCCUGCCUCGGAGCGCUUGGCGAUCUGUCCGCUGAGCAGCCUGUGCAGUUCCGGUCUUUUGACAGAAGUGUCAUCAUUGCAACAAAAAAAUCAUCAGUCUUACCUCCCUCGCUCACUGCACACUCGCCUGCCGAUGCUGUCAGUGUGGUUUCUCCCGCAGAGUCAGCCCGAGCCCCAGAUACGGGAGGGGAAUCUCCUGGUGGAAGAUCAUCGAAUGCAAAGUUGCCCUCAGUUCCAGCAGUCGGGUCAGUUCCACAAGACCAAGUUUCAAAUAUGAGUAUUACAGAGAGGCUUGAACAUGCUUUGGAAAAGGCGGCUCCUCUUCUGCGAGAGAUUUUUGUGGAUUUUGCACCUUUUCUUUCUCGGACACUUUUGGGUAGCCAUGGACAAGAACUGCUUAUAGAAGGAACAAGUCUGGUUUGCAUGAAGUCUAGUAGUUCAGUUGUGGAGUUGGUUAUGCUACUGUGUUCACAGGAGUGGCAGAAUUCUAUUCAGAAGAAUGCAGGCCUUGCUUUUAUUGAACUUGUCAAUGAAGGAAGGUUGCUGAGCCAAACAAUGAAGGACCAUCUAGUAAGAGUAGCAAACGAAGCUGAAUUUAUCCUGAGCCGGCAGCGGGCAGAGGAUAUUCACAGGCAUGCAGAAUUUGAGUCACUCUGUGCCCAGUAUUCUGCAGACAAGCGAGAAGAUGAGAAGAUGUGUGAUCAUUUGAUAAGAGCAGCUAAAUAUCGAGACCACGUGACAGCAACUCAACUAAUCCAGAAAAUAAUUAACAUUCUCACAGACAAGCAUGGAGCCUGGGGAAAUUCUGCAGUCAGUCGUCCUCGUGAGUUCUGGCGCCUUGACUACUGGGAAGAUGACUUGCGGCGCCGGCGACGAUUUGUGCGUAACCCUCUAGGAUCGACACAUCCUGAAGCGACACUAAAAACAGCCGUGGAACAUGCUGCAGAUGAAGAUAUCCUUGCUAAAGGAAAACAGUCCAUCAAGAGUCAGGCUCUAGGAAAUCAGAACUCAGAAAACGAGGUUCUCCUGGAAGGUGACGACGAUACUCUGUCAUCCGCGGACGAAAAAGAUUUAGAGAAUCUUGCCGGUCCUGUUAGCCUAAGUACACCAGCUCAGCUUGUGGCCCCCUCUGUGGUAGUGAAGGGCAUUCUCUCUGUCACCUCCUCCGAACUCUAUUUUGAGGUGGAUGAAGAGGACCCCAACUUCAAGAACAUCGACCCCAAGAUCCUGGCAUAUACAGAAGGGCUUCAUGGAAAAUGGCUGUUCACGGAGAUACGAUCAAUCUUUUCUCGUCGUUAUCUUUUGCAAAAUACAGCCCUGGAGAUCUUUAUGGCAAACAGAGUUGCUGUAAUGUUCAACUUCCCAGACCCUGCAGUAGUUAAAAAAGUGGUUAACUACCUACCUCGUGUUGGUGUGGGAACCUGUUUUGGAUUGCCUCAAACCAGGCGCAUCUCAUUAGCUAGUCCACGUCAGCUUUUUAAAGCUUCCAAUAUGACUCAGCGGUGGCAGCACAGAGAGAUUUCAAAUUUUGAGUACUUGAUGUUCCUCAACACGAUAGCAGGACGGAGUUACAAUGACUUAAAUCAGUAUCCAGUGUUUCCCUGGGUCAUCACUAACUACGACUCAGAAGAGUUGGAUCUUACCUUGCCAAGUAACUUCAGAGAUUUAUCCAAGCCAGUAGGAGCUUUGAAUCCGAAAAGAGCAGCAUUCUUUGCAGAGCGGUAUGAAUCAUGGGAAGAUGAUCAAGUUCCCAAGUUCCACUAUGGUACUCAUUACUCAACUGCAAGUUUUGUUCUCGCGUGGCUGCUAAGAGUAGAACCCUUCACAACUUAUUUCCUAAAUUUGCAAGGAGGGAAAUUUGAUCAUGCAGAUCGAACUUUUUCAUCAGUUUCCAGAGCUUGGCGAAACAGUCAGCGUGAUACAUCUGAUAUUAAGGAGUUGAUCCCUGAAUUUUAUUACCUCCCUGAGAUGUUUGUCAACUUCAAUAAUUAUAACCUUGGAGUGAUGGAUGAUGGGACAGUAGUGUCUGAUGUUGAACUUCCUCCUUGGGCCAAAACCCCAGAAGAAUUUGUUCGCAUAAACAGAUUGGCCCUGGAGAGUGAAUUUGUUUCCUGCCAGCUUCACCAGUGGAUUGAUCUUAUUUUUGGCUACAAACAGCAAGGACCAGAGGCUGUGCGAUCCCUCAAUGUGUUCUAUCACCUGACCUAUGAAGGUGCUGUCAAUCUGAAUUCAAUAACGGAUCCUGUAUUGAGAGAGGCUGUUGAAGCUCAAAUCCGGAGUUUUGGACAGACGCCCUCACAGCUCCUCAUCGAGCCCCAUCCUCCCAGAGGUUCCGCCAUGCAAGCGUAUCUCCUCCUGCAGAGCCCGUUGAUGUUCACAGACCAAGCCCAGCAGGAUGUUAUCAUGGUCCUAAAGUUCCCCUCCAACUCCCCUGUCACUCACGUGGCAGCCAACACCCAGCCCGGUCUGGCAGCUCCUGCUGUGAUCACUGUCACUGCCAACAGGCUGUUUGCCGUGAACAAGUGGCACAGCCUCCCUGCUCAUCAAGGUGCUGUACAAGACCAGCCAUACCAGCUGCCAGUGGAAAUCGAUCCUCUCAUAGCCAGCAAUACAGGAAUGCACAGAAGGCAAAUCACGGACCUCUUGGACCAGAGCAUCCAAGUCCAUUCCCAGUGCUUUGUCAUCACCUCAGACAACCGCUAUAUUCUCAUCUGUGGCUUCUGGGAUAAGAGUUUCCGCGUCUACUCGACAGACACAGGCAAAUUGGUUCAAGUUGUGUUUGGCCAUUGGGAUGUCGUCACUUGCCUCACCCGUUCUGAGUCAUACAUUGGGGGAAAUUGCUACAUUCUCUCAGGAUCACGUGAUGCAACCCUUCUGCUCUGGUACUGGAACGGGAAAAGCAGUGGGAUCGGAGAUAACCCAGGCAGCGGGACCACCACACCUCGGGCCAUUUUGACGGGCCACGACUACGAGAUCACCUGCGCGGCUGUCUGCGCCGAGCUCGGGCUGGUGUUAAGCGGUUCCACGGAAGGACCGUGUCUCAUACAUUCCAUGAAUGGGGACUUAUUGAGGACUCUGGAGGGUCCUGAAAACUGCCUGAAGCCGAAACUCAUUCAGGCUUCGAGAGAAGGUCAUUGUGUCAUAUUCUACGAAACCGGCUUCUUCUGUACCUUCAGCGUAAACGGGAAACUCCAGGCCACUACAGAAACCAAUGAUAACAUAAGGGCCAUGCAGCUGAGCCGGGACGGGCAGUACCUGCUCACCGGAGGGGACGGUGGCGUGGUCGUGGUCUGGCAGGUGUCGGACCUCAAGCAGCUCUUCGCCUACCCAGGCUGCGACGCUGGGAUCCGGGCCAUGGCCCUGUCCUACGACCAGAGGUGCAUCAUUUCCGGCAUGGCCUCAGGAAGCAUCGUUGUGUUCUACAACGACUUCAACCGGUGGCAUCACGAAUACCAGACCCGCUACUGACAGGGGCGCUGCACAGCGGCCCUGCGCCCGCCGCCGCGGGGGAAGCACCCGAGCACCCUUCUCUCUGAGACGGCGCUCACCUCUGAAUGUAACUUAAAUUUGCUCUAAAGCAAAAUAUUUUUUAAAGUUAAUUGCUAUUUUUGUAGACUUUGCUUGACUUUGGGGGGGAGGUAUAUAGCAAAGCAGAAAACUGGCUGCUGGGUUCUGUAGUUUUAAAAAAAUCUCUAUUUUUAGUCAUAAUGAGAAGUCUAUUUUCACCAAUUAUGGAAAUACACAGUGGAGUGAGUAAAACCACUUCUUCUAGCUACGUUAUGAAAAACACUUCCCACUUAUCUGUAAUCUUGAGAGAUAAAUGACUUUAAUCAUCGGGAAGUGGGUUAUAAUACUGGGACGGGGGGAUUUUAUGCUGUACUUUCGGUCCUGUAUUUUUCCAAACAGUUGUGCUUCUUAAGCACUGAACUUUCUGGGAUUUAAAUAGUAAUGUUUAAAUUAUGAUAAAUGUAAUUUAAAACAUCUCAGUGAAUUAUUUCUAGCUAUUCUUCAAGCAUGUUUUAGACCUAGAAAAUUGUGGUUUUGAGGGAAGCUCUUUUACUCUGUGGUUAACUUAAAGGAUCUAACGUUACAGCAGGUGUGAAAUAUUUACAAUGUUUUCCUGGUUUGUCCUCUUCCUAGCACAUCAGAAUGAAAUGAUGGCAAUGGUCGUGGGCUCACAGUUGUUUUUCUGUACGUUGCAACUACCAAAGCUCACCCCUGAGGUCCGACCACGCCCACGCACUGAGGCAGCUCCCUCAUCAGCCUCGCACCCCCGCCCCGGGGUCUGAGAACAGAGGCUCCCAGGUGCUGCAAUAAGCAACACCUGUUUUACCUUCUAUUUGUUAUUAAACUAUCUUCCCCUCCCUUUUGAUUAGCAGUUUGUACUGAGAAACAAUGUUAUUUUGGUGUUGUGUAAUUCUACUUUUCUAGUAGAUGGCUGUGUGGAAUUCUGUGAAACAUAUCUGAGAAAAGGCCUGUAUUGCGUAAAUAAACUCUUUGUAUGUUGUGA